Molecule: messenger RNA, 881 nt
Organism: Raphanus sativus (radish)
Lineage: Eukaryota; Viridiplantae; Streptophyta; Magnoliopsida; Brassicales; Brassicaceae
Exons: 5
Coding region: 27-881 (284 amino acids)
Biological process (GO): regulation of auxin polar transport; gravitropism
Source: RefSeq, a predicted model, not a curated record
CAAAAGAAGCAGAAGCUAAGACAAACAUGAAGCUGCUAAGUUGGAUUCGAACUAUAAAGCAAAACGUCUUAAACCAUGCAAAGGAGUUCAAAGGUCAUUUCCGUUGUCUAGGAGCUCAGGUCUCUUCUGAAGUCCAAGACAUCUGUACAAACUCCUUCGCCUUCUAUGAACCAUCUCAUGACCCGAAACCACCAGAAGCCGAUGAGGACCUCCGGUUUGAUAAUGAAGACGUGGUGUUCAGUGGAUUUCUAACGAUCGAGACGCUUGGUGAAGAACCUGAAACACCAAGAUUCACUUCCGUUGAAGAAGAAGAUGUAACCGGAGCACAAAAAGAUAUUGCAAAGCUCUUAACUAAGAAGCUAGACAAGCUUCUUGAGGAAUAUCGCGAGUAUAGUAGCAGUAAGCAAGUCGAGAGAUCGAAGAAUGCAGAAGGAGAUAGAGAAUCAGUUGACGUAUGUCCUUCACAAGGUUAUGAUCGUAUUGGCUUUACAAAGAGAAGCAAAGAAGUAAUGACGAGAAAGGAUUUACUUACAAGCCUCUUCAAAAGAAGAGAGGCAGUAGAAGGAGAGUGUAAUACCAUGGAGAAACAUGGCCAAGGAGAUUUGAUUAAAAGUGUGUUCGAGAACCUCCAAAAUGAUGAUUAUAUGCACAAGAAGAAAGACAUCAGAAAGAAUGUUCAAAUCUUCCGGAGUAGAGUCCAUCCUGUUCUCUGUACAAGUGCAAGAGACGAUAAGGAGAUAGAUGACAGCAGAAGCUGCACCAACCUCAAGGAUCCUCCUCUUAACGGAGGGUUUCUUGUUUCAAGUUCCAUCUUGGAGCCGAACAGGAAAAAGGAAAAAUGGAUCAAGACUGACGCAGAGUAUCUUGUUCUGGAAUUUUGA